This is a messenger RNA of Penicillium argentinense, 864 nucleotides long. RefSeq lists its product as uncharacterized. The transcript is spliced from 3 exons. Bases 1 to 864 code for a protein of 287 amino acids. Lineage: Eukaryota; Fungi; Ascomycota; Eurotiomycetes; Eurotiales; Aspergillaceae. The record is from RefSeq and is a predicted model, not a curated record.
AUGGCUCCCGACCUUAGCAACAUCCAUGCUACUCCCCGGCGGCCGCGUGCCGCCACCUCGAUGCUGCCGGCCAUAGUAUCACCCCCGUCGGCAGCCCGUCAGGGCCCGAAUUCCACCAGUCCUAUUUUCCAUUCGGGCAGUCCGCCGCUGGGCGCAAGCGAUCAUAGCAUCACCAGCACAGCACAGGGACCACUGCGGCAUCCCAAACCCCUCACACCGUCAGAUCUUCACAUGGAGCUGGAGAAGGAACAGGAGGCGAUGGUAAACCGGCUGACCCGCGAGCUCUCCCUCCUCCGUCAACAAACAGCUUCGGUGGCAUCCACAACCUCCUCCACCUCGACCCUCAACGAAUCUGCCGAUGGAUACCAUCAUUCACCGUCGCUAGGCAGCUCAAACCGCUCCCACUCCUCACGUCGGCAACGAUCCUCCUCUAGCCUGAGCGCACAUACACCAGCCGCGCAGGGACCCGCAGCGGCAAGCGUCACGGGCAUCGCACCCUCCCGCGAGACGAGCAUCCCUGCUCGCACCGCUCGAAGCCGUGAGGCAUCGCUGACAUCUCGGCGUCCAUCCUUCGGCUCCAUGCCCUCCUCUUCUCACCACACCUACGCGGAGCCCAUUUCUUACUUCGGCACCAGCCCAUCCAUCUAUCCUCAUCGCGAUUCCGUUUCGCAAACCCAACUUGGACAAUCGCACUCCUGCAUAACGCGCUAUGAGGAAGCGGCUUUUCACAAGUCGGAGUUUGAGACGAUGAAGCGGGAAAAUGAGCUGUUACGAAAGCGGGUCCGGGAGUUGGAGAGCAUCCUCAAGAAGCAGCGAGAUGGAGAACCCGAGGGAUCGACUGGCAUGGGCAAUUCUGAUGCAUAA